Messenger RNA from Thunnus maccoyii (southern bluefin tuna), 3821 nucleotides. RefSeq names its product amine oxidase copper containing 2 (gene aoc2). Lineage: Eukaryota; Metazoa; Chordata; Actinopteri; Scombriformes; Scombridae. Bases 117 to 2384 code for a protein of 755 amino acids. The record is from RefSeq and is a predicted model, not a curated record. Gene Ontology annotation, biological process: amine metabolic process. Gene Ontology annotation, molecular function: copper ion binding; quinone binding; primary methylamine oxidase activity. The transcript has 5 exons. Gene Ontology annotation, cellular component: plasma membrane.
GGAGGGGCAGAGGGGUAUAGGAUCCAUGUAGAGAUGGGUGGGAAACAGAAGAUUUGAGGGUCGCGCCUCCCAUUCCUUUCCUCUCUUCCUCCAAGUCAGUGCGUAAUGAAACGAAGAUGAACUCUCUUGUGAAAUGGACGCUCAUCCUCUUUGUCCUCUUCUCCAUCAUUCUCAACAUCGUCCUGAUCUGCAUCCACACCAACAGGGCGCCCAAAUGUUCUGCUCACCGUGUCCAACCACUGCGGGGCAAACACGACGAGCGCAGCGGCGUGUUCGCUGACCUCACCCGGGAGGAGUACUUGCAGGUCCAGGAGUACAUGCUCAAGCAGACAGACUUGGACAUAUCCACCAAUCAGAUCACCAAACCGUCGGAAAAUUUCUUGUUUUUAAUAGACCUCUCUCUGCCUAAGAAGGCGGACGCGCUGGCUUAUUUGGACGGGAAAAGCUCCAAGCCGGUGCGAGAGGCCACGGUGGUUGUCUUCCACGGCGCCAAGGGCCACAUCAUAGAGUACGUGGUGGGUCCUCUCCCCAAGCCGACAUACCACAAAGAUGUCACCAAGGAGAGGUACAAGACGGAGCUCCCUAUCAAUGCACGCACGGUCACCAUCGGGGAGUACGCCUUGCUUUUCAAGUUUUUUGAGGAGAAAGUCUUCUCCGAGCUAGGGAAGCUCCUGAAAGAAAGCUUCGACUUGAGUGUGGACAAGAGUCUGAACGCGUUUGAGCAGAUGCCCCGCGGAGUCCGAUCUGGGGACAGGAAGACCUGGGUAUCUUUCCUCAGGGAUAUGAGCGGCAUGUACAUCCACCCGGUGGGCUUUGAAGUACUGGUCAACCAUGGGAGCGUUAACGCAUCCGACUGGAGAGUGGAGAAGCUGCUUUAUAACGGCCAAUACUUCGACACAGUAGAAGAACUUCGACAGAAAUAUGAUGCUGGGUCUGUUAAGAAAAUACCUUACAAGGAGCCGGCUGACCAUGGUUCACUGAAACCCAGACACGAGUCUCUGCAGCUCGGCCCGCAGCAGUUUUACGCAGAGGGCCAGCGUUACAGCGUCAGCAACAACCACGUCCUGUACCUGGACUGGAGCUUCGCCUUCGGGUUGAGCUCUCUCACGGGCAUGCGGGUGUUUGAUGUGCGCUUUAAGGGCGAGAGGAUAGUCUACGAGCUGAGCGUGCAGGAGGCCAUGUCAGUGUACGGUUCAGUGACGCCUGGGAUGAUGCUCACCAAGUUUCUGGACUCGAGCAUCGGGAUAGGACGUUUCGCACACGAACUGGUCCGUGGCGUGGAUUGCCCCUACGAAGCCACCUACGUGGACACAUACCGCUACAUAGAUGCCCCUAUCCCGAUCAGGUUUAAGAAUUCGAUCUGCAUCUUUGAGCACAACAUGGGUCAGCCCCUGCGGAGGCACUUCUCUGACUUCUUCCACAACAGUUAUGGAGGAAUGGUGAACAGCGCCCUGGUGUUCAGGACCAUCACAGCUAUAGGUAACUAUGACUACAUGUGGGAUUUCAUCUUCUAUCAGAGCGGAUCAGUGGAGGCCAAGGUGCACGCCACUGGAUAUAUCUCCUCUUCUUACAUGAUGAAGGGUAGUCUCAAGUACGGACACCAGGUGGCAGAAAAUGUCCUGGGGAACAUCCACACCCACUUCAUCAACUUCAAAGUGGACCUGGACGUGUUGGGAGUGAAGAAUAUGUUCCAGACGAAAGACAUGGAGUAUGUCAAUGUGUCGCUGCCAUGGAUGUCUGAUCACUACGCCAUGAUCCCUCAGCUGGUGGAGAAGCAACUAAAAACAGAACAGGAAGCAGCUCUGCCUUAUGACGCCAAGACUCCUCGCUACCUCCACAUCGCCAGCAACAAGACCAACCGCUGGGGCCACCAGCGCUCCUACAGGCUGCAGGUGUUCAGCUUUACUGGAGACCACCUCCCAGAGAGCCAGGCUGAGGAGAGGGCCAUGUCAUGGGCCAGGUAUAAGGUUGCCAUCACCAAGCAGAAGGACUUAGAGCAGACUAGCAGCAGCCUGUACAAUCAAAACAACAUCUGGAAUCCAGCUGUUGACUUCAGCAAGUACAUCGAAGACAACGAAAGCAUUGAAGACGAGGACCUGGUUGCCUGGGUGACCACCGGCUUCCUCCACAUCCCUCAUGCCGAGGACAUCCCUAACACGGUAACCGUGGGCAAUGGGGGUGGGGUCCUGCUGCGACCCCACAAUUACUUUGACAAUGACCCGUCCAUCCACUCUGCUGAUGGGGUGUACUUCAGCCCGGGCAGUGAGGAAAGCUGUGACAACAACAGGAUGGCCUGCCUUGCUGAAGAGACCUGUAGCCCCACGCUGGAACCCUUCACCUACCAUGGCUUUGAGGGAGUCAUGAAGUUUGAAGAUUGGGUCUGAUUUAUUGAGCACUGAAACGCAACAGCUUCAGAGCCCUGAUGAGCUCAGACAUGUGCUUGGGCUUACAAAUCAAUCCAUCAUGAAGUUUAUGUCGAGGUUUAUAGGGUUUUGGGACAGAAAAUUAUUUGUGCUACACAUGUUUUACAGCUGCAGGAAUUUGAGUAAAGGAAUAGUUCAACAUUUUUGGGAAUAUGGUUAUACACUUUCUCUCUGAGAUUGAGAUGGUCAUGUCUGUGUGUCCAGCACAGAGCUGAACUCUAACUCUCUCACGUUGUAUCAGGUUUGUUUAGUCAAUACACAAACAGUAAUAUAAACACAACAAUUUGUGGUUUUAGGGGGUGUUAUAUGCUGGAACAAUUUCUCCUGGAGCCUUGUCGUCACAGUGAGGUUGCCAGGUUUGGUACCAUUGUGCAGGUACAGACCAAUUGUUCACAGACUAUAUAUCACAAUCCUGCGCUAUAGCAGGAGACACUGCACAAAGACGCUGGGGAAAUAGUUCCAACAUGUAACUCCACAAAAAAGACAAGCUACCCCCCUCUGUUCUCCAUGGUUCUAAUUUCAUUACAUGCAAAUGUAUGCACCAUGUAAACAUAAUGCAAGACUAGGUAGCAAUACAGUAGACAACUUAAAGCCCUUAAUUUUUUCUUUUUUGCUUUUCUUUAUGUUGUGCUUUAGCGCUGUACAGUAUAUUUCCAGACAAAUUUGCAAUGACUCAAAUUAUCACAAAAUAAUUGUUACACGGUGAACUUGGGGCCUUUCGGAUGGUAAUGUAGCCUUGAUGGAUGCAUACAGUAUGGCUGACUAGAAUGUAGGGAAUCAAUCUAUUGUAUGGUUUCAAUGAUAAUUCAAAUGAUAUUUCAGUUCUAGUUCCAACACCUGUACCCCCAGCACCAUGCCCUUUGGUUCUUUCUGAACAUGUAAUUUUUUGAAAAUGUCUUGUAACUUCCUAAAACAGCUGGCCACUGUAGUUUUUAACAAAUGUCAGUCAAACGGGGAAAUUAUGCAUUUCUUGGGGACUAUUUUCAGUGGAGGAUGAAUCCACAUUUGGUGUUCUAGUGAGUAUUUCUGGAAGCAGGACGGUGUUGGUAUUUCUGGCAGCAGGAGGGUGUGUGUGUGGGAUUAAGUCAAAGUAAACUACAGAUAUGUGCAGUGUUUGUGUUUAUGAUAAUGAAGGGUCAUGUCAAACAGUGGAACAGUGUGAGUCAUUAAGUGGAACAGUGUGGCUCGUUAUAUUUUUGGCAACAGUGGAUCUCUACACCACAAAGGAAUAAAGACAUAUCAGGCUUUGAUACACACACAAUACAUGCUAGAAGGAUGUAUUCAUCUUUGGCUUGGCUCUGCACAUGAGAUUUUGGUCCGGUCUGUAGUAAUUUUAUUGAUUUAAAGAAAGAUUGGUAAUAGGCACCACUAAAGCAAAAUACAAAUGACAUGAUAAUA